Platichthys flesus (European flounder) is the source of this 1284-nucleotide messenger RNA. It is a transcript of the gene pabpn1l, whose product is annotated as PABPN1 like, cytoplasmic. Lineage: Eukaryota; Metazoa; Chordata; Actinopteri; Pleuronectiformes; Pleuronectidae. The transcript has 6 exons. Bases 121 to 912 code for a protein of 263 amino acids. The record is from RefSeq and is a predicted model, not a curated record. Gene Ontology annotation, molecular function: RNA binding.
UAUUAUCUGUGCGUGAUCAGGUGCCGUCCCACAGCCCUCUCUUCCCCGCAGGACAUAUUUCCGGUGGUCGGCGGGCGAGCUGCGGUGCUUCCUCGCAGAUGCCAUGUUUGAGCAGUGAGCAUGGCGGAACAUCAUCUGGAGUACGUCUACCUGGAGGAGGGCGAGUCCAUCGAGGAGCAUUACACCGAGGACCCAGAGCUGGCGGCCAUCAAGGCCAGGGUUCAGGAGAUGGAGAUGGAGGAGGAGACGGAGAGAAUGAAGGAGGAGGAGAGGUGUGACGCCCCGGAGAUGCAGCUACUGACCAGCAGCCCUCGGCCUGGACCGUUCUACAACAUGACUCCUGAGGAGAGGAUAGACGCUGACAACAGAUCAGUCUAUGUAGGAAAUGUAGACUAUGGAGCUACUGCGGAUGAGUUAGAGAUCCAUUUCAACGGCUGUGGGCCUGUGAACCGAGUUACCAUCCUGUGUGACCGCUUCUCCGGCCACCCCAAGGGCUUUGCCUACAUUGAGUUCACUGAGCAAGACUCUGUGCAGACUGCCAUUGGUUUGCAUGAGACCUUGUUCAGAGGAAGAGUCCUUAAGGUAAUGCCUAAAAGGACCAAUAUGCCAGGCAUCAGCACCACAGACAGGGGAGGACACAGAGGAGGUCACACCAGAGGAAGGGGAAGAGGCUUCCGUCCCCCCAGAUAUCACAACAGCUCACGAGGCAGGUUCCGGUACCAGUCAACCAGGCCACCACAUCAAACGCCCCACCCCUAUUACGGAGGCCCUUCAGUGGGGAAGAGACAGUGGGGACACAUGGACUACCAUGAACAGAUGCCUAAACGUUACCCAUGUCUUCUACUUAUCACUCCACCAUCUGAGGAGUUAGGGGAAGGGUCGAGUGGACAACACUACCCCCAGCAGCGCUAACACCACCCACACCCGACAUCGCGAGUGGGUGCAUAGAAAUGAUCAUUUUGACAAAUAUUUCCAGGCAUUACUGAGUUAAGCAUUAUGUGACGGGCACAGAACGGACAGCAAGAAUGACUUUUCAACCCCUGCAUCAGUCUUCAGUUACUACAGAAGCGGAGAAUGGAAACCUGGGAUCAGCAAUGUUGCAUAUAAGCUUAAGUUGCUGUGAAUGCAUGGACAAUCCUCAAAUCGUUAUGCAGUUGCAUCUCUUAAUGUUUUUUAUAAAACUGAAUGUUUUGUGUCGCUGCCUGCAAUGUAAAGUUUAAAGCCUCCCCAUGUAUAACUGUUUCUUUUGCUAUGUAAGUGAAUAAAUAAAACAAUGAAGUGUUG